Messenger RNA from Helianthus annuus (common sunflower), 759 nucleotides. RefSeq lists its product as uncharacterized. The record is from RefSeq and is a predicted model, not a curated record. The transcript has 2 exons. Lineage: Eukaryota; Viridiplantae; Streptophyta; Magnoliopsida; Asterales; Asteraceae. The coding region runs from base 1 to 759 and encodes 252 amino acids.
AUGUCGGCAAGAACUACGCGGGAAUGUUUGUAUCGGUUUUGCCAUAAUGUGGUGAAACUGUAUAGCAAAAAAUAUUUGCGGAAACCAAACGCGUAUGAUGCUCAACAGUUGUACCAAGCUCAUGAAGCAAGGCACGGGUUUCCGGGAAUGCUUGGUAGCAUUGAUUGUAUGCAUUGGGGGUGGCAAAACUGCCCGACUGCGUGGCGCGGUCAAUAUACGCGAGGUGAUCACGGCUAUCCAACCGUAAUACUUGAAGCCAUGGCAUCACAAGAUUUGUGGAUAUGGCAUUCUUUCUUUGGUCUCCCUGGUUCACUCAACGACCUCAACGUGUUAUACCAAUCGGCGAUCUUUACCGAUGUCGUUAAUGGAACCGGUCCGGACACACGUUUUACAGUUUCUGGGGUUGAGUAUAGACGUGGGUAUUAUCUUGCUGACGGGAUAUAUCCAUCUUGGUCUACAAUUGUAAAGACUAUUCCAUAUCCCGAGGACGAAAAAAGGAAAAAAAAAUUCACCAAGCGUCAAGAAGCUGCAAGAAAAGACAUCGAACGUGCUUUUGACGAAGGUCGGGCGAUUUGUGAGUAUGAUGAGAAUGCAUCUUACGGGAACACUGUCCCGGUUGAUCCGCCACAACAGGAUUUAAACCCGUUCUCGCUAACCAACGACUUCACGCAUGCAAACCUUCAACAAGAUUUGGUAGAACAUAUUUGGAACAACGUUAACAUCGGGGACGGUGACGGAGACGAAGACGAAGACGAGUAG